GUUGAUGUCAACGUUCAAGCAAUAAAUAUUCUACGGGGUUCAAAUGGCGGGUUAGUUAACUGUUUAGUUGACAAUGAUUCACAUGAAAUGGGCUGGCUGAAGGCAAAAAAACAAAGAAAAGGUCCCGAGAUCUGCGAUAAGCUGCAUGUGCAAUUGAUGUGAAGACGGCUUGGCAUUUUUAUAACCCCCAGAAACGCAAACCUGAACAAGAAACUUAUGCAAAUAUCCUAAUCAAUAUACGUUCCUGAGGAGUAAAUACAGUCGAACUACCUCCUUCGCAAUGUGUACAGGAGCGAUCAGAUACCUGCUCCCUCUCCUCUCCAUCUUCGCCGUCUAUUCCAUUUUCAUAUUUGCGCAUCGGAAUGGCUUUAUUUCCAUGCUUCAGCAUGCCAUAGCUGAUGGUAUCCUCCCUGAAACAGACGAGCGGCUGAGAACAGAUAUCACUGGCGUCCAUGCGCUGGACCAACUGUUUGCCAAUCUAAUACCGUUUUUCUGGCCGGUGGUUGAUGGCGGCUCGCCCAGCGCAACUUUGUAUGGGUUGAAGUUCUCUGGUGCUAUCGGCAGCCUGUGGUCGUUGGUGCUGCUGGAAACGUUUCGGGCUGGGAAUAAGUCAUUUCUUGUUUUGUAUCCUGUGAUAAUUGGCGUCCUCCUGCAAUUAUUUACCUUCGGGGUCGUUUUGCCCAUCUACGCAGCGCUUCAUCUCUUUACAUCAAGGACUCUGUCAGCCCGCCAAACCAUCGACAUCCCAUCACACUCACUCACAGGUGUAAACCUCAUUCCCCUCAGCGUAAUCCUAGGCUACCUCCUGCCAUCUCUUGCCAUGGUCUUCCCCGAAACAACAACCACAAGUUUCCUGCCAUCAACCCAGGAGCGCAUCGCCUUCUGGCAACCCUGGCCCAUCUGGCUCUGGCUCAUCCACUCCACACUAACCAGCAUUACGGCCCUAUUCAGCUCUCCAGUCCCCAAUUUCCAAGGCGCCAAACAUACCCGCUCCGCACUCCGCCGUGUCUACGCCUUCGCCUUUACAAUCACUGCAGUCCCACAUAUCGCUGCCUGGUCCCUGUCCCUCGCCGCCGCCAUUUUCCCCAUCCUCUUCGACCAGGAUGUCGCAACUGCCCUGCACCCAGCGCGCGUGUUUCUGAACGCCAUGCCCUGGUCGGGCGUCCAGGCAAAAUCCUUUGGCGAAGGUGCGCUGUGGUUCCUGCAGUGGGACCAGGCAGUGGGAGUUGUCGGGAUGCUCCUCUGGGCUAUCGACCUGUAUGUGGCGGCGCACAGGGCCCGCAAGGUUAAUGUAGGAUGUAUCGGGCUGGCGGUUAAGGUGGGUUUGUUGUGCGCUGUGUCUGGAAUGGCAGGGGCUGUGGUGGAGUUAAUGUGGGAGAGGGACGAAGUCCUGCUUCAGGGAACUGGGCUGGAGAAGGUGCAGGGGGCUGAGAGUAAGACGAAAAGGAGGUAGAUGUUUUGUUUCAAGUCCUGGGCAGCUGAGUUGGAUUUUUUCGGUGAUUUUGUUCGGGCACUCUACUGUGUUGUUUUAUCACCCUCUUUCCUUAAUUUUUUUUUAGUCUUGUCGGUAUGGUUUUGACGGACAUAUGGAUAUGCAGAAAUAUAGUGAGCAAGUCUAAGACAUGAUUUAGUGAAGUAUAUACAUGAGAUCGAUACUAGGAAAAUUGGAGUUUUUAGGAAGGUGAAAUAGUAAAUCCACGAGCGUAAACGGAAACAAAUUGUUAUACACUAUAUCUGUGCUACUUUUUUGGUUCCUCCUUCUUCUCUUCAGGCUGAGGGGUGGGCAAUUUGAACUGUUAUUGUG
Molecule: messenger RNA, 1804 nt
Organism: Blastomyces dermatitidis ER-3
Lineage: Eukaryota; Fungi; Ascomycota; Eurotiomycetes; Onygenales; Ajellomycetaceae
Exons: 2
Coding region: 281-1453 (390 amino acids)
Source: RefSeq, a predicted model, not a curated record